GCGUGAGUGAGCGAGUUUGGCUUUUUUAAGAUGGCGGCAGCGGCGGGCUUGGAGUUCCAGCGUGCCCAGUCUUUGCUGAGUACCGACCGGGAGGCCUCCAUCGGCAUCUUGCACUCCAUAGUGAAACGUGAUGUUCAGGAGAAUGAUGAAGAAGCAGUGCAAGUCAAAGAGCAAAGUAUCCUGGAACUGGGGAGUCUUUUGGCCAAGACAGGACAGGCAGAAGAGCUUGGAGGACUUCUGAAAUAUGUGCGUCCUUUCUUGAACUCCAUCAGCAAGGCAAAGGCAGCCCGUCUCGUUCGAUCCCUUCUAGAUCUGUUCUUAGACAUGGAGGCAGCAACAGGACAAGAGGUUGACCUAUGUCUCGAAUGCAUUGAAUGGGCCAAAUCAGAGAAGAGGACAUUCCUGCGCCAAGCUCUGGAGGCAAGGCUGGUUUCUUUGUACUUUGACACUAAAAGGUAUCAAGAAGCACUGCAGUUAGGCUCACAGCUUUUGCGGGAGUUGAAGAAAAUGGAUGAUAAAGCUUUGUUAGUGGAAGUGCAGCUGCUGGAGAGCAAGACCUACCAUGCCUUGAGCAACCUGCCAAAAGCAAGAGCAGCAUUAACCUCUGCCAGAACUACAGCCAAUGCAAUCUAUUGCCCACCUAAGUUGCAGGCAGCGCUGGAUAUGCAAUCAGGCAUCAUUCAUGCAGCUGAAGAAAAGGACUGGAAGACUGCAUAUUCUUAUUUUUAUGAGGCAUUUGAGGGUUAUGAUUCCAUCGACAGCCCCAAAGCCAUCACGGCAUUAAAAUAUAUGCUGCUGUGCAAGAUCAUGUUGAACUCGCCUGAGGACGUGCAGGCAUUGGUGAGUGGGAAGCUUGCCCUGCGGUAUGCAGGCAGACAGACUGAAGCACUAAAAUGUGUGGCACAGGCCAGUAAGAACCGAUCACUGGAUGAUUUCAAAAAGGCUCUGAAAGAUUAUAAGGUGGAACUCAGGGAUGACCCCAUCAUCAACACACAUCUGGGCAAACUCUAUGAUAACUUAUUGGAACAAAACCUAAUCCGGGUAAUUGAACCUUUCUCCAGAGUCCAGAUUGAACACAUAUCUAGCCUUAUCAAGCUAUCAAAGGCAGAUGUGGAAAGGAAACUCUCUCAGAUGAUCCUUGACAAGAAGUUCCAUGGGAUCCUUGACCAAGGUGAAGGUGUCCUGAUUAUUUUUGAUGAACCGCCUGUAGACAAAACAUAUGAAGCUGCUCUGGAGACCAUUCAGAAUAUGAGUAAAGUAGUGGAUUCAUUAUACAACAAAGCCAAGAAGCUGACAUAGAGUUGGAAUAGUUGGCUGAUGCUUUGGAGAGUUGGUGCGUGAAACCUUUGGGGGGAGGGACAAAAGGAUAGAAGACUGGUGGGGGGAUUGUUCCCCACCCCCACCCCUUUUGCUCUACUUCUCACUUGGAAAGUUUUAACACUUCCUCAUCUGAUCCAUCUUGUCUAUACGAUUGUGUGUUCCAGUUUCCAUGUAACCUUUUACCUGCUGAACUUUGUACUGGGAUGGGGAAAUAAUAAUGUUUAAAAAAAGAAAGUUUCUUUGGGGAUGGGUGGGAAGGGGCAGGGGCAGGGUGGCCGUGGCAGUAUCCUAAAUAAAAGGAGAGAGAGGCUUAUGUGACAAUUAAAAACAAACAUGCUUCCCAUUUUCUUGAGUGUGGCAGAAGGAUGGGCUUAGUCUUUUUGUCACUGGUAGGAGUCCAUGCACCAAGGCUGCUCCAUAAAUUGACAAAAUUCCUACACAGGAGGCAUUUCUUACGUAUACUGCAGCAUGAUUUGCUGGUACACAUUUAGUAAGGCACUGAAAAGUCAUGGCUGACUGCAGCUUCUCAGUGUGAGCACACAAUAAAAAAAGGAAAUGAAUGUGUGUUUCCACAACUGCCCUCCAUAAUAUUGCAUUCCAUGUAGGAAUUUUGCUAUCUUUGAAGUGGUCAGUUAGAAAUGGGGAGCUAUGUUAACCUUAUGUUCAGAAUUGUGGGACUUCAGGAAGCCAGAAUAACCUGAGUUUGCUAAUUCGCAGCACCUUUAGGCUACUAGAGUCAGUAAAAAAAUUAUAGGUCUCCUUCAACCUUAAACACUCACUGUUGAAAUUGGAGGCCUUAACAGAGGAGCCUGCUUGGAUACAUUUUUUCCAUUAUAGUAAAAGGGCAGGAGAUGACCAUGGUCACUUGGAACAGUGGCUGUGAAAUUUUCCUGAUUCUGUACUGCAUGCUGUUCUGGGUUUUUUUUUAAAGGCUAGAAUGUACUUGCCUUUAACUUCAGAAGAUAUGUUCUUGGAAGAACAACUGAGUUUCUGUUCCCUGAAUGUUCACUUUUUUUAGAAAUGGAGGUUUUCAGCUGGCUGUUUUUGGGCCACCCAGAGGCUUUUUUAAAAACCUUUUUGUCACCUCUUGAACAUCCAAAAUGAGAAGUUUGAGUCCUUCUAGGCUGAGGCUGAGGCUGCACCAUUGCACACAAAUUCCUCUCCCAUUUUUCUGGUGCCAUCUAGGAUUUGCCAUGUGAUGCUUUAUCAAAAUACUGAAUAUCCACACCAAUUGUCAGUGGUGUCCACUGGGGCAAAGAAUAUUGCAGUGUGGUGAACACUUCUAAACUAGAUCAGCAGCUGGUUCCUCCAGUGCUACAACUGAUCUGGAGUUGCCAACCCGGAGGCAAGCAGAGUGGCUGUGGAAUUUUCUGCUAGUCCACAUUGAGGAGUGGUGUUGGUGCAGCAUCUUGGUCUACAACACUAUUGCUUUAAAGUAACCUUCCAGUAAAACUAGUUACCAAUUGUAGACAUUUCAGCAGGAAGGGGGUGAACUUGCCACUUCAACACCUUUUCAUUGGCUUCCAUGUAGCAGGUGUAAAGUGUUUGCCUCUUAAGACUUAAGUCCAGGGGAGCAUUAGGGUGGUGGUCUUGUGCGGGAGAGACAGGGUCCUGUUGCCCUGGCAUUAUGUCAUUGAAUGAUGAAGUUAUAUUUAAGGUGUUGCUGACAUCUGAGUAGUGUAACCUUCUGCAUCACUACCCUCAUCUUCCAUUUCUUUUCUAUGCUUUCUCACACUUAUUUUGUAAAAUGAUUCUUCUAUACCAUUUUUUUGCAUUCGCAUGAAAUACCUUAACUGGCUGAGUCUUCCUCUUUUUUCCAUGUUGUUUCUUCCCCCUUUCCUUUUUAUCCUCCCAGCACUGUAACCUUCUCUGUCUCAGCCAGUCCAGAUGUUCUGGGGAGGUGAUUUUUUUUUGUCUUGGGGGAGGGUUUUGGCACCAUGUAUUUCAAAUGUACAAAUGGUUCACGCUAACACACACCAGGUAUAUCUGAUGUUCAGAUGGCAUACAAAUAAAAUCUUCUUUUUCAAAAA
This is a messenger RNA of Varanus komodoensis (Komodo dragon), 3350 nucleotides long. It is a transcript of the gene PSMD11, whose product is annotated as proteasome 26S subunit, non-ATPase 11. NCBI's taxonomy places the organism in Eukaryota, Metazoa, Chordata, Lepidosauria, Squamata, Varanidae. Gene Ontology annotation, biological process: ubiquitin-dependent protein catabolic process. Gene Ontology annotation, molecular function: protein binding; structural molecule activity. Gene Ontology annotation, cellular component: proteasome regulatory particle, lid subcomplex. The record is from RefSeq and is a predicted model, not a curated record. The transcript has 14 exons. Bases 31 to 1299 code for a protein of 422 amino acids.